AUGAGUAUUCCGGCAUCUUUUCUUUGCUCAGUGUCAGGAAAGGAACACACGAUUGUGUAUAGGCAUCAAAAUAAGGCCGAAUUUAUCACAUAUAUUAACAAAGAACUCGACGAAAUCAAAAAAACCCACAGCCAUAGAUAUUAUGCUAUCCACACAGAUCGAUCAUUAACAAAAUUCGGAUUUAAUGAUCUUUAUGUUAUUGAAAUUGCUCGUUGCUUUUCCAACAUUAAUAAUAUUAAGUACUACCAAGUUAGCACAAAUGUUUUACAAACCGAUUUUAUCGAUGACGGAUUUAUCAUAAUAGAUCCAGAUGAAGAUGUUAAAAAUGCAAUUUCAUCAUUAUUGAAUUCUUAUACAAUUCAUCCAGUUAUGUUUGACUUCCUUCAUCACUAUACUGCAUUAGUUACUCACUCUAUUAAAGUUAAUACAGGCGACGCAAGCAAAAAUUUUUCUUUUCAAAUUUUUGACCCACAAGCUGCCCAUUUAUCAUCUGGAAUGGAGCCAUACAUAUUAUCAGCAACAUUAGAAGAAGUUGUUGAGGAAAUUACUUUCAAAUUUGGAACUGAUAAAAAAGCCAUCCAAGAUCUUCCAAAAUUUGACUUUCCAAAGUUAAUUUAUCAAAAUCAAAACAAGAAUGAUGAAGAAAUCAUUGACAAAUACAUUGAACUUCUUCCGUACUACGCUUCACGCGUUGCUCUUGUUGCUCUUUCAUUAUUACAAGCCAUUUAUCUCAAAGGAUCUGUUAUCAAUUUGGGAGCAAUUCUCAUUAAAAAGAGAGAUUAUUAUUUAAACAAAAAUCUAACAGAUCGAGCAGCUGGACUUCUUUUUCAAAAGAUUAGACUUGCUGAUCAUUACCUUCAAAAUAUCGAUGAUCAUCCAUACGAAAGCUGGCUUUAUAUUCACGAUCUUUUAGUUCAAGAAAAUAUGAUUAAAUCUGUGUCUCAUGAUUUUAAGUAUUUACCAGAUCUUCAGGAGUAUCUUGAUUAUUGUGAUGAAAUUGUUCAACCACAUAAAAAGAAAACAAUGCUAGUUCCUGAUUCACAAUCGACUAUUACAACAUCAACUCCAUUUUCAAUGCAAAUGGCUCAAUAUAAAGUCUCAGGAACACUCCGCAAGUUCUUGACAAAUGCAUAUGAUAAUAUGAAAAACGAUCCAUCAAUAACGUUUGAAAGCGGAAAAGAAUUCGAACAAGUUGUCAAGGAAUUCGACAACCCUCUAUUAAUGUACUGCAUUGAAAAUAUAUCCAAAAUAACGGAUGAUGCAAAGCGCAAUGCAGAAUACUUAAAAAUUGCUGCGCUUUUAAAUAUGUAA
Messenger RNA from Trichomonas vaginalis G3, 1311 nucleotides. RefSeq lists its product as uncharacterized. The record is from RefSeq and is a predicted model, not a curated record. The coding region runs from base 1 to 1311 and encodes 436 amino acids. The transcript has a single exon. NCBI's taxonomy places the organism in Eukaryota, Parabasalia, Trichomonadida, Trichomonadidae.